AUGUGCCACACCAGCUGCUCCUCAGGCUGCCAGCCCUCCUGCUGCGUGUCCAGCCCCUGCCAGCCCUCCUGCUGCGUGUCCAGCCCCUGCCAGCCCUCCUGCUGCGUGUCCAGCCCCUGCCAGCCAUCCUGCUGCAGGCCUGCCAUCUGCAUUCCUGUGAGAUACCAGGCCACCUGCUAUGUGCCCAUGAGCUGCAGACCCACUGUGUGCAUGACUCCCUCCUGCCAGUCCUCUGUGUGUGUGCCCGUGAGCUGCCGGCCUGUCUGUGUGACCUCCUCCUGCCAGUCAUCCGGGUGCUGCCAGCCCUCCUGCCCCACCCUGGUCUGCAGACCUGUCACCUGUAGCACCCCCUCCUGCUGCUGA
Molecule: messenger RNA, 363 nt
Organism: Alexandromys fortis (reed vole)
Lineage: Eukaryota; Metazoa; Chordata; Mammalia; Rodentia; Cricetidae
Product: keratin-associated protein 12-1
Exons: 1
Coding region: 1-363 (120 amino acids)
Cellular component (GO): keratin filament
Source: RefSeq, a predicted model, not a curated record